UUCCAAGGGCAGUCAUGAUGCUCUCCUGGCUGAACCAGGUCCCACUCCUGCUGGCGGUGGCCUGGGGGCUGGGCGGUCUGGAGACCCCCGCAGAGGCCAGUCUGUGCUAUGAGAUAUUUGACGACACCUCCGGAUCCUGCCAGCAGUUGCUAGCAGAUGGGAUAAGUAAGGAGGACUGCUGUCUCAACCAUCAGUAUGGCUUCCGGUUGCAUAAAGACGCCCCUUGUGAAGCCUGCCACCGAGCUGCCUGGAAUGAAUGGUCCCCAUGGACUCCCUGCUCCGUUUCCUGUGGGGAAGGGACCCAGCAGCGCAGCCAGGCAUGCUACGGCCAGGGCGACUGUGGGGAUCAAGGCCCUCGCCGGUGGGAACUGAAACCCUGCGGCUUGGACGCUUGCUGUCCUGUGAUGGGUGGCUGGUCUGAAUGGGGGCCCUGGGGCCCUUGCUCAGUGACUUGUCUCAAGGGGGUCCAGACCAGGGAGCGGACCUGCACCAAUCCGGCACCGGUAUGUGGAGGCACCUGCCCAGGAAACAACAUUGAGACGCGUUCUUGUGACACCCAGCAGGUCUGCCCGACCCAUGGGAACUGGGGGAGCUGGGAGCCCUGGGGGGCCUGCUCUGCCACUUGCAUCUCCGAAGGCUCAGGCGUGAAGCCCAGUAAACAGCGUCGGCGUCAGUGCAACAACCCUGCCCCUUCCAUUAGCCCACCCGGCGACUACUGUCCAGGAAAUGACCGAGAGUUCCAAGAAUGUGCCGGACUACCCUUCUGUCCACAGCAUGGCAACUGGGGAAACUGGAAGCCUCUUGGUGACUGCUCAGUGACCUGUGCAGUCGGCCGGCAACUGGAGAAGCGUCUGUGUGACAGCCCCGCACCGAAGCAUGGAGGGCAAAGCUGCCAUGGGUCAGACACUCGAAGUUUUGGCUGCAACACCAGGGUGCCUUGUCCAGUGGAUGGACAUUGGAGUGAGUGGACCGAGUGGGGGCCCUGCACCAGGCAUACCUUCGCUGGGAAGAUCGAGUGCCGCCCGAUCUUCGGACUUCAGAGCAGGUCCAGAAAGUGCAUUGACCGGGCCCACGACGGGAAGCCCUGCGCCGGGGCCCGCAGUGACAUGAGAAACUGCUACAAUAUAAAUAUGUGCAUCUUGGACGGCACCUGGACAGACUGGAGUCCCUGGAGUCUGUGUGAGCCGCCUUGUGGGGAGAGCCCAAUGAGAUCUCGCAAAAGGGAAUGUGAGCCCAUCUACCCUGAUUACCCGAUGGAUGUUCAAGGCAUUGAAGGCUCUGGGAAGAUGCUCAACACCAGUUUCUCGGGGAAGCCAUGGCCCAAGUGCGACCCUCUGGAAGGGCAGAGGCUGCGGCUGGUGGAAAAGGCACCGUGUCAAAAUGUGCUGCCUUGUUUAGACUGAUUUUGUAGGAGGAAAUGCUGUGGAUUUUUAGCUGUGGAUAUUUCUACAGUGCGGGAUACAAGAAGUGAAGGAUGCUGUGCCACCACUAUUUUUGCUUCCUGUGGCUUUUGUAGAUUCCCCCAUGACUUCCUUCCUCUUACUGAAAUGGUCACCCUGGGACAUGCCCUCUCCAACCGAAUUGUCAGUAUAUUAAAUUUUGUAUAAUGUACCGGA
Molecule: messenger RNA, 1616 nt
Organism: Heteronotia binoei (common prickly gecko)
Lineage: Eukaryota; Metazoa; Chordata; Lepidosauria; Squamata; Gekkonidae
Gene: CFP
Product: complement factor properdin
Exons: 10
Coding region: 15-1403 (462 amino acids)
Source: RefSeq, a predicted model, not a curated record